Messenger RNA from Mesitornis unicolor (brown roatelo), 782 nucleotides. RefSeq names its product gamma-aminobutyric acid receptor subunit gamma-1-like. The transcript is spliced from 4 exons. Lineage: Eukaryota; Metazoa; Chordata; Aves; Mesitornithiformes; Mesitornithidae. Gene Ontology annotation, molecular function: GABA-gated chloride ion channel activity; transmitter-gated monoatomic ion channel activity involved in regulation of postsynaptic membrane potential; GABA-A receptor activity. Gene Ontology annotation, cellular component: GABA-A receptor complex; postsynapse; synapse. The record is from RefSeq and is a predicted model, not a curated record. The annotation marks the transcript as partial. Gene Ontology annotation, biological process: gamma-aminobutyric acid signaling pathway; nervous system process; synaptic transmission, GABAergic.
AUGGAUAUCCGAGAAAUGAAAUUGAAUACAAAUGGAAGAAAACUUCUGUUGAAGUGGCAGAUCCGAAAUACUGGAGAUUGUAUCAGUUUGCAUUUGUAGGGUUACGAAAUACAACUGAAAUUUCUCAUACUUUGUCUGGUGAUUAUAUUAUUAUGACAAUCUUCUUUGAUCUCAGCAGACGUAUGGGAUAUUUUACGAUUCAGACAUACAUUCCUUGUAUACUUACAGUUGUUCUUUCAUGGGUGUCAUUUUGGAUCAAUAAGGAUGCAGUUCCUGCAAGGACUUCUCUGGGCAUUACAACUGUGCUGACUAUGACAACAUUGAGUACAAUUGCUAGGAAGUCACUCCCAAAGGUUUCCUAUGUGACAGCAAUGGACCUUUUUGUUUCAGUUUGCUUCAUCUUUGUGUUUGCUGCCUUGAUGGAAUAUGGCACCUUGCAUUACUUUACCAGCAACAGAAAAGGGGACAAAGGAAAAGAAAAGAAGGCAAAACCUAAGCCAUCAAAACCAUCUGCAAUUGCUGUUCGACCUGGAUCAACACUAAUUUCAAUUAAUAACAUUAAUCAUCUCCCUGAACGUGAUGAUGAUUAUGGAUAUGAAUGCCUAGAAGGGAAGGACUGUGCUAGUUUCUUUUGUUGUUUUGAAGACUGCCGCACAGGAUCUUGGAGAGAAGGAAGAAUACACAUCCGUAUUGCAAAAAUUGACUCCUAUUCUCGAAUCUUCUUUCCAACUGCCUUUGCAUUGUUCAAUCUUGUUUACUGGAUUGGCUAUCUUUAUCUAUAG